Micromonas commoda is the source of this 801-nucleotide messenger RNA. RefSeq lists its product with no specific name. NCBI's taxonomy places the organism in Eukaryota, Viridiplantae, Chlorophyta, Mamiellophyceae, Mamiellales, Mamiellaceae. The transcript has 2 exons. Gene Ontology annotation, molecular function: nucleic acid binding. The record is from RefSeq and is a predicted model, not a curated record. The coding region runs from base 1 to 801 and encodes 266 amino acids.
AUGGCCGAGUUACUCGAUAAACCCCUCGACGAGAUCAUCAAGAUGGACACCGGCGGCGGCAACCGUCGCCGCGGCGGCGGCAAUCGAGGAGGCCGGGGCGGCAAGGCUCCCCACGGCAAGAACGACGGGUCCCGCAGACGCAGUCGCGAGAACUCCACUCCGUACGGUGUCACCCAUCGCAGCGGGGAGUCAGUCGCGGACAUCGCGAACGCCCCCAGCGGUGAGAGGACGCUGAAAUGCAGCGCAACCACAAACCCGAAGAAGUUGGCGGGUUCGAUCGCGUUGGUGUGCGAGGGUGGAUGCGGCGAGGCUCCACUUAUUCUCGCCCUGGGUGCGUCGUGCGUCAACCAGGCGGUCAAGGCCAUCGCCAUCUGCCGCAAGGACAUGCUGGAGCACGCGGAUCCGACGUACCUCUCGUGUUUCCCGUCGUUUCGCCAGCACAGAGAACAGAAACACGGCGCCCUCUCGCUGCAGUGCGACAAGGAAACCAAAGGACCGUGGAGCUCGUCCGACGUGGACCUGACCGUGGCAUCUGGGACCAACCCAAGCUCUACCGCGGGUGCCAUCGCCGGCAAGAUCAGGGAGGGGUGCAAGGUGGCCGUGCGCGCGUGCGGCGCCGAUGCCGUCAACAACGCAGUCGCCUCAGUCGCGUUUGCCCGUCAAUAUCUCAAGGAUGAGGGCAUCGACGUGUAUUUCGUCCCGGAGUUCGAGAAGGAGCCGGUGGGAGACGGCGGGGAGAGGACCGUUGUGUUGUUCAGGGUGUGCAAGGCGGCGGGAAGCGCGGCGACGGGGGUCAAGUAG